Messenger RNA from Pelodiscus sinensis (Chinese soft-shelled turtle), 672 nucleotides. Lineage: Eukaryota; Metazoa; Chordata; Testudines; Trionychidae. The record is from RefSeq and is a predicted model, not a curated record.
UUUCAGAGCAGAGAGGGGAGCCAGGGCCAGGACCUCACAGACGCCUCCCUCGGCCUUGGCAAGAACUCCCCAGUGCGGGCAGCAGUGUCUGCAGCCUGGGACAUCGCUGAGCGAGAGGGACGAUGGGGCAAGCUGCAAGCUCCCGUGAGGGUAGCAAGUCAUCAAAGUCACUUAAUGGAGGUUACUACAGGAAGCCAGGGCAUCAUUGCUACUACAGGACCUGUACAAUCAUCCUAGGAGUCGUGUCCUUAGGUCUCCUCAUCACUGUUGCUGUCCAGGCAGUGUUCCUCAAGAGGACAUCUUUGGAUGUUCGAUCCUUUUUUGCUACCUGCAGUCCAGAUGCACCUUUCCCCCCCUCUUCGGAGCCCCUUUUUGCCUCUUUUCCGGACUCCCAUGCUGUCCCCUACUGCCCAGAGAGGUGGGUCGGAUACGGAGGGAAAUGCUACUAUUUCUCAACAGAAGAAAAGAGCUGGGAUGCUAGCCAGCGCUUCUGCUCCUCGUUCAAUGCUUCCCUGGCUGGGAUCGACACCCAGCAGGAAAAGUUACACUGAUGUACACUCCAGGGGCGGUGUCGUUACCCCAGUGUAAAGGUGCCUUGGAGCAGUCUAGCUUAUUCUCUUCCCUGUGCCGGUACAAUCACUUCUGUACCAAUGCCUCAGCUUUACAACCGAG